Messenger RNA from Hippopotamus amphibius kiboko, 3782 nucleotides. It is a transcript of the gene OTOA, whose product is annotated as otoancorin. The transcript is spliced from 28 exons. Gene Ontology annotation, cellular component: cell surface. Bases 1 to 3474 code for a protein of 1157 amino acids. The record is from RefSeq and is a predicted model, not a curated record. Gene Ontology annotation, biological process: cell-matrix adhesion. NCBI's taxonomy places the organism in Eukaryota, Metazoa, Chordata, Mammalia, Artiodactyla, Hippopotamidae.
AUGUCUCAGGAACCUAGGACAUACUUUCUUUUGCUGUUCUUUUUUCUGAGCCAUGGAGUGGCAAGUCAUAGAGUUCCAGAUUCCCGGCAGGAUUUGCCUCCAUCAUUGCAAAAAAUGGUGGAAGAAAUAAUAGAUGGAAGCUACCUGAAUGCAUUGCUGGAUCUCAUACAGUUUCAAAGCUCACACGUGUGGACGGCAGACCUGUCCCACAGAGUCCUGGCCUAUCUGAAUUCACGGAACGUGGCCUUCACCAUCCCCAGCCUGCAGGCAGCCAUGGAAAACCACCUGGAAGAGCGUUUGUACCAGCCCCAGAAGUUGCUGGAGGACCUGAGGGGAACGGAUGCCCAGCAAUUCCGCACCGCCAUGAAAUGUCUCUUAGAAGACAAGAAGGACCGCUUGGAGCUGGACGACAUCGUUGUUGACUUGGGAGAGAUUCGGAAACAAGCCUUGCAGAGCCCGGGUGUGAACCGCAGCCUGUUCCUCAUCACACUGGAGAGGUGCUUCCAGGUGCUGAACCCCCUGGAGUGUGUGGAGAUCCUGGGCAGGGUGUUGAGGGGCUCCUCAGGCCGCUUUCUCCAGCCGGACAUCACCGAGAGGCUCCCCCGGGACCUGCGUGAGGACGCCUUCAGGAACCUAUCUGCGGUGUUCAAAGAUCUCUACGACCAAACCUCGGCCCACUCCCAGAGGGCUCUCUACUCCUGGAUGACCGGGAUUUUGCAGACAUCCUCCAAUGUCACUGAUGACUCUGUUUCAUGGGUCAGUGCAGAAAACUUAUGGAUUUUGGGCAGAUAUAUGGUUCACCUAUCCUUUGAAGAAAUCACGAAAAUUAGUCCUGCAGAAAUUGGGCUGUUUAUCAGCUAUGACAACGCCACCAAGCAGCUGGACACGGUGUAUGACAUCACGCCUGGACUGGCCCAGGCGUUUCUGGAGAGGAUCCGCUCCUCCAGUUUUGACAUGAGGAAUACCUCUACCAUCCACAGGCAAGGGGCGUGGGCCCUGGGCCCUCGGAGCUCAUCCCGUAUCUUCUCACACAGGCUGGGGCUGCUGGUUUGUUUCUACGAUGACCUGGAGCUGCUGGACGCUGCAGUGGCCCAAGUCCUCCUUCACCAGAUGAUCAAGUGCAGCCACCUGAGGGGCUUCCAGGCGGGUGUUCAGAAGCUCAAAGCUGACCUCCUGGAAAUUGCCACGGAGAACCAGACCCUCAAUGAGACGCUGGGCUCUUUGUCAGAUGCAGUCGUGGGCUUGACCCACGGUCAGCUGGAAUCCCUCUCAUCUGAGGCUGUGCACGGCGCCAUCUCGACCCUCAACCAGGUGUCAGGCUGGGCCAAGAGCCAGGUCAUCAUCUUGUCUGCCAAAUACCUGGCCCACGAGAAGAUGCUGUCCUUCUACAACGUCAGCAGGAUGGGCGGGCUGCUGGCUGGGGUGGGCACCCAGGCCUUCCACGCCAUGGACCGCAGGGACCUCGCGCGCCUCCUGAGAAGCGCCGUCUCACUGCACCUGUCCGACUUGUCGCCUGCCCAGCAGCACGGUGUCCUGAGCAAGGUAAUGGAAGCAGGAGAUACUGCCUCGGGCAUUGUGGGAAUACAAGGCGCUUUCUUUAAGGAAGUGUCUCUCUUUGACUUACUGAGGGAACCAGGAUUCAACUCCACAGUCCUGAAGGAGAAGGAGCUCCGGCAGAGUCAGGCCUUGCUCCUGUUUGAGCUUCUGACAAAGACGACCAGGAGGCCCGAGGAGCUCCUGAGCUCAGGGCAGCUGAUCAAAGGUGUAACGUGCUCCCACGUUGAGGCCAUGAGCGCAGACUCCUUUCUGGCUCAUUUCCAGUAUUUUGAGAACAACUUCUCCCUGCUUUCACCGUAUCAGAUUAACUGUUUGGCGUGGAAAUACUGGGACGUUUCCAGGUCCUCUAUGCCGCCCUUCCUCUUGGCUGCACUCCCGGCUCGCUACCUGGAUUCUGUCCCAGCCUCCCAGUGUGUGCCCUUUCUGAUCAGCCUGGGGAAGAGUCAGUUGGAUUCCUUGGUUUUAGAUUCCCACAAAAAGAACUCAGUCCUCGAGAAAGUGCAGCAGUGCUUGAACAACUCCAUUGCUGACGAGUACACUGUGGACAUCCUGGGGAACUUGCUCUGUCACCUGCCGGCGGCCAUCAUCCACCGUGGGGUGUCCCCCAGGGCCUGGGCCACCGCCCUGCACGGCCUCAGAGACUGCCCGGCUCUCAGCCCCCAGCAGAAGGCAGCAGUGAGGCUGAGGCUCCUGGAACAGUACGGACUCCCCCAGAACUGGACAGCUGAGACUACGAAGGAUUUGGGACCCUUUCUAGUACUUUUCUCAGGAGAUGAAUUAAGCUCUGUUGCCACAAAGUUUCCUGACAUCCUUCAACAAACAGCUUCUAAGGUGGCCGGGACUUUGCCCCCCAAAGAAUUCCUCUGGGCUGUCUUUGAAUCUGUUCGGAACAGCAGUGAGGAGAGCCCCAGCUCUGACCCCAGCCCUGGUUGCCAUGGAGUCGUGGCUCCCUCCUCCGACGACAUCACCAAGCUGGCCGAAGCCAACGCCUGCUGGGCCCCUGAGGGCCUGCUCUGCCUGGAGGAGGGUGCGUUCCUCAGGAGUGUGGAGCUGCUGGGGGCUGUCAGGGGCUUCAGCCUGGCUCAGCUGAGGAUCCUGAAGGAGAAGGCAGUACAGGUUUGGGACAUGCCUGCUUACUGGAGAGAGUACCAUCUCGCCUCCCUGGGACGCAUUGCCCUGGCUCUUAAUGAGAGUGAGCUGGAGCUGCUGGAUCUCAGCUCCAUCGAUGCUGUGGCUUCUCUCAGCCAGCAGACAGAGUGGACCCCAGGGCAGGCUAAAUCCAUUCUGCAAGGGUUCCUGGAGGAUUCAGGCUAUAGUGUCCAGGAUCUGAAGAGCUUCCACUUAGUAGGACUUGGUGCAACCCUGUGUGCCAUGAACAUCACUGAAAUCUCACUUAUAAAGAUCUCAGAAUUCAGGGUGGUGGUGGCCAGAAUUGGGACCCUGCUCUGCAGCACCCAGGUCUUGGAAGAGUUUAAGAGGAAGGCAAAAGUUGUGUUUGGGGAGCCCAACGAGUGGUCCAGCUCUGUCUUGCAGGAGCUUGGGACAAUUGCAGCUGGAUUAAGUAAGGAAGAGCUCCGAAUGCUUGACAAGGAUUUGAUGCCAUAUUUCCAGCCAUCAGCAAUCAAAUGCCUUCCUGAUGAGAUAUUCAAAGAGCUGUCCGCGGAGCAGAUCGCCUCCCUGGGCCCCGAGAACGCCGCGGCCGUGACCCCAGCCCAGCGCCGGCAGCUCAGCAUGUUGCAGCUGCAGAGCCUCCAGCGCGCGCUAGAUGGCGCCAAGACUCGCUCCUGGCUGGACGUGCCUCCGAGCGCCGGCCCCACCCGGACCCCCUCCUCUCUUUCUCCUGCAGGAGCCUGGGUCUCCCGGGGUCUUGGGCUGGGCUGCCCUCUGCUGGUCCUGUUGCCCAGGCUUGUGUGGUGAGCCGCGUUUUGCAUUGCCCUGAAGCCCCGGCAGCCGGCCGGGGCGCGUGGAGAUGGAGGGCGCUGCAGAUGGUGGGAGUCCCCCACCCUGACUCAGAGCCUCAGCAGGGUCAGGGAGACGCCGGGGCCCUGGAAUUGAAGAGGCACUAAAGGAAGAGUAAUUAUUAAAAUAUGAUCUUGCACAUUCUUAAGCUGGCUUGUAUCCCUUGCAGGGAGGCGUUCUUGGCCUCAUUUCAGCCUCCCUUGUUUUCCAGCUUGGAGACAGAGAAGCUGGGGAGGGGAGGGUGUUGCCUAUUAAAGCAUGAAGAC